ACCAAUUGUAAUUACUCGAAUAUCCUUAAUAACUGGAUGAAACUCGAUCCCCUUCUUCUCUCGCGCUGAUUCGAAAUCAGUAAACAAAGAGAACCCAUUUCCAGAUUUCAGCAGUGAGAGACUGAAGAACGAUUCAGUUGGAAUUUUGUUUGGGCGAAUUAAAAGGAUUUUGGGAUGAGGAUCAGUAAAACAGAGGUGAAUUUGAGGAGGCUGCUUGCAUCUGCGCCCCAGCAACAUAACCAGGCAAAACUUGUACAUUAUGUUGCUACUUUACGGGAACUGGUAGAACAACUAGCUGAAGAGAGAAAUCCAGAAGGCUUACCAAGAGUUUCAAAGGCUGUUAUGAGUGACUAUUCAGAGAAGAUCGAAGCCAUUGCUUCCAAAUUAGCUGCUCCACCGCCUGAUAUUCAAACACCUGAAGAGCCCCUUGCAAGCUCUUCUGAUACAGGAGACAAUCAGAUUCCCGCUUCUCCAGGUCUGAGAAGGAGAUUUGUGCCUCCCUCAAAUAUCAAAGAUGGAGCUCGUGAGACUGUUAAUGUUGAUUCUUCGGCACCUGUUAAACUGGAUGCUGCAGCCCAAGCACACAUUGAAAAGCAUAGAAAGCUUCAAGAGGAUUUGACAGACGAAAUGGUUGGAUUGGCUAGGCAACUCAAAGAGAGUAGUCUCAUGAUGAGUCACUCCCUGGAGAACACUGAAAAAAUACUUGACUCCACAGAGAAGGCUGUUGAAAGUAGCUUGGCAAGCACUGGCCAUGCCACCACACGGGCGACAGAUAUAUACUCAAAGACGUCCAAAACUACUUGUUUCACAUGGCUUCUGAUGUUUGUAAUGACAUGCGUAUUCAUCAUGGUGGUUCUUUUAAUUCGCGUCACUUAAGGGUAUGUUGUGUUAGGAAGACUGAUCUUUCGUCCCAUAAUUUCUACGUAUAAUUUGCAACGUUGAACAUCGACAGUUUACGAAUAGGUAUAAUCUCGGAGCAUAGCAUUGUUGAUGGAUCAUCAGAAAUGAACAGGGAAUGGUUUGAAAUGUUAAUGAUACUACGACGCUAGUCACCGGAACAUUUCAAAGGACUGCACUGCAACUUUCAUUGGUGAUGGUCCUGCUACAUAUUGUAAUUAGAAUUAGCAGAUGUUAACUUACUAGUUUCUACUCUCCAAAGGGUUGUACACCAUGUAAACAAGCAAAGAACCAUGUUAGAAACGUCUCACAUGAGCCUAAUUUUAACAUGAUAUCACACCAAUUAUUCUUGCGUUA
Messenger RNA from Pyrus x bretschneideri (Chinese white pear), 1254 nucleotides. RefSeq lists its product as uncharacterized. Gene Ontology annotation, molecular function: SNAP receptor activity. The transcript has 8 exons. Gene Ontology annotation, biological process: retrograde vesicle-mediated transport, Golgi to endoplasmic reticulum. The record is from RefSeq and is a predicted model, not a curated record. Bases 175 to 876 code for a protein of 233 amino acids. Gene Ontology annotation, cellular component: endoplasmic reticulum; SNARE complex. Lineage: Eukaryota; Viridiplantae; Streptophyta; Magnoliopsida; Rosales; Rosaceae.